ACGACCACGGUCUAAAGAAACACAUGGUUUCUGCAGUGAAAGUAAACAAUUAUAGAGCCGCUAAAUUAUUUUUCAUUUGUGUUGGAUUAGAUAGAAUAGAGACUUUCGAAUCAGUUGUAUAGCUUCCAAUACAAAGAGGGAACACUUUUUUUCGAUCAAUUUUCUAUCUGAAAAAUAUUUUUGUGAAAAGGCAAAAUGACAGUAGAGCUUCAAUGCAUUUAUCAAAGUUGUGCAUGUAAUAAAACUUUAAAUGCUAUUGAUUGGGGUAAUAAUAAUAUAAUUUGUUACAGUGCAUGUAAUGCAGUUCAUCUUUACACAUAUGAGAAAUCAUCUGGUCCAGCACAUAUUCAAUCAUUGACAAAGCAUACUAAACUCAUAACCUCAGUUCAGUGGAUAAGAAAAUCAGAUAGUGCCCCAGAAGAUGAAUUAUUAGUCACUUCUGCUGAUAAUACAGCAUCUCUGUGGAAACUCAGUGGAACAUCAAUCUAUUUUUCUUGUUCUUUGACUGGACACACCAGUGUUGUUCAGAAAGGAACAGGAAUAUACUCUCCUGAAAAUGGAAAAUUAAUUAUAGUCACUUUGUCUACAGACUCUUCUGUCAAACUAUGGGAAAGAAAUACAUCUGAAGUGCAAUGCAUACAAACAAUAUCAUUUGGGAAUGGAUUUGGUUUAGAUGUCAAAUUGGCUUCAUUAAAUAAUGGUGUAAUUAUGGCCCUUUCUAUUGAUGACUCAAAGCUUCAUCUUUAUGUUCAAGACACGCAAGGGUAUUUUAUACCUGCUGUAAAAUUAACUGGGCAUGAAGAUUGGAUACAGAGUAUAGAUAUUUUAAAAAAUGAUAAAGGCAAUUUGAUGAUUGCUACUGCAUCUCAAGAUAAUUACAUUCGUAUAUGGAAAAUUGCUUCUUAUUUACCUGAAAAUAAUUCUUCAACAAUAAAUGAACUGAAUGUUGAUGCUACAACAUUUCAGUCUUUUGGUGAAUCUUAUUCUGUUUCAUUAGAGUCUAUUAUAGGUGGCCAUGAAAACUGGGUUUAUUCUGUCCAAUGGAAAUAUUUUGAAAAUGGAAAUAUUCUCCAACUACUAUCUGCUUCAAUGGAUAAAACAAUUAUCAUUUGGGAGUUUGAUGCAUCCAUAAACAUUUGGAUGGAAAAGGAAACAUUUGGUGAAGUUGGAGGCAACACCUUAGGCUUCUUUGGUGCAGUAUUUUCGCCUAAUGGUGAAAAUAUAAUUGCUCAUGGUCAUCAAGGCUCUGUUCAUGUCUGGCAGCUGAAUCAGGAACUAGGUUCAUGGGAACCUGGGCUUUCAAUGGGUGGUCAUUUUUCUUCCGUCCAAGACAUUGAUUGGGAUCCAGAGGGAGAGUUUUUAGUCAGUUGUAGUUCUGACCAAACAACUCGGUUGCAUGCACCUUACGUUAUCAGUGAAUCAAAAAAUAAUUGGUAUGAAAUAUCUCGUCCUCAAAUUCAUGGUUAUGAUAUGGUAUGCUUAGCUAUGUUAGAUCGUUUCAAGUUCGUUUCUGCUGGCGAUGAGAAAGUUCUCCGAGUUUUUGAAGCACCUCGAAGUUUUGCUGAAAAUUUGGCAAAUUUGACUAAACUAAAUGUGUCAUCAUAUUUACAAGGAGCUAUGCCAGAGGGUGCUAGCAUUCCUUCAUUAGGUUUAUCAAAUAAAGCUGUAUUUUCUGAAGAUAUAAUCAAAGCUGCAUCAACUGAAGAAACAGAGACAAAUAAACAUCCGAAAGAUCGAUAUCCAGAUUUCUAUUAUUCACCAACAAGUUUAACAGCUCCUCCUACAGAAGAAACACUACUACAAAAUACCCUAUGGCCUGAGACUCAAAAACUAUAUGGACAUCCAUAUGAAGUUUUUACUGUAGCAUCAAACCAUGCUGGCACUUUAAUAGCUUCAGCCUGCAAAGCAUCAAAAGUUGAACAUGCAGGAAUAAUUUUGUGGGAUACAUCAACAUGGAGACAAGCUUCAUAUUUAGCAUUCCAUUCCUUGACAGUUACUCAAUUAGAAUUUUCUCCUGAUGAUCAAUACCUUUUGUCUGUCUCAAGAGACAGAAUGUGGGCACUGUACCGUUAUACUCCAGAGGAAUCUACACUUUAUGAAAAAGUUGCAAAUCUUGAUAAGAAAAGUGGAGUACAUGCUCGAAUUAUUUGGAGUUGUUCAUGGUCGUUUGAUAAUUUAUAUUUUGCUACAUCAUCAAGAGACAAAAAGGUUGCAAUGUGGAGUAAAAAUAAGGAUGAAUUGCCUGGAUUUUCUUUAUGUUCAAAACCUUUGGAUGUUGAAGAUUCUGCAACAGCUGUAUCCAUUGCUCCAUGUUUAGUGAAAGAUAGAUAUCUUAUAGCGAUUGGACUUGAAAAUGGUUCUAUUAUUUUAAGCAUAUUUUCCAAUGACACUGGAUGGGAGAUUCUUCAAAAAUUAGAUCAAAAUAUUGCUCAUCAUUUAAAUAUAAAUAGACUGAAAUUCUCUCCUGUUCUUGGUGAAGCAGGAUGUAGAGAAAAAAAUUCUGGUAUAUUACAGCUAGCUAGCUGUAGUAAUGAUCAUCAUAUAAAGAUAUACAACAUAUUUCUGAGUUCUAUAAGAUGAAAAACAUGUACAUAUAUUUUUAAGAUAAUAAUUAUCUUAUAUGUUGUCAUUGUGUUCUCUUUAUUAAAAUUUUUUUUUGAUUACUAAACCAUAGUAAAUCUUCUCUAAUAGCUUUUAUUUAUCUGACAAAUAUUAUUAUUAAGCUAUCCCAAAUGUCUCAAAUCAAAUUUACCUUUGUGU
Molecule: messenger RNA, 2760 nt
Organism: Argiope bruennichi
Lineage: Eukaryota; Metazoa; Arthropoda; Arachnida; Araneae; Araneidae
Gene: Elp2
Product: elongator complex protein 2-like
Exons: 19
Coding region: 196-2580 (794 amino acids)
Biological process (GO): tRNA wobble uridine modification
Cellular component (GO): elongator holoenzyme complex
Molecular function (GO): protein binding
Source: RefSeq, a predicted model, not a curated record